Rotaria sp. Silwood1 is the source of this 804-nucleotide messenger RNA. Lineage: Eukaryota; Metazoa; Rotifera; Eurotatoria; Philodinida; Philodinidae. The record is from the annotation of a GenBank genome assembly.
AUGGGAAUUGAUAUUAUAUGGCUUUUACCGAUUCAUCCGAUUGGUAUAACUAAUCGCAAAGGCUCACUUGGUUCACCGUAUUCAAUAAAAGAUUUUCGUGCUAUCAAUCCAGAAUAUGGUACAAUGAAUGACUUCCAUCGUUUAGUUUCAGAAAUUCAUCGACUAGGUAUGAAACUCAUGAUAGACAUCGUCUAUCGACAUACUAGCCAUGAUUGUUCAUGGGUAAAAGAACAUCCAGAAUGGUAUAUAAGAGAUGAAAAGGACAAUGCCAUUUGUCUAAUUCCUCAAUGGACGGAUAUUUUGGAUUUGAAGUUCGAAGGAAACGAAACGACAUUAUGGCCUGAACUAAUUGAUAUACUCAAGUUUUGGUGUGAACAUGGUGUUGAUGGAUUUCGCAUGGAUGUUGCUUCUUGUGUUCCCAUGGAAUUCUGGCGACAAGCUAGACGUUCCGUGACCGAAGCAAAUCCUCGUUGUAUUUGGUUGGCUGAAUCCAGUUGGUUUAGUGCUAUGAAAAGUUAUCGUGAUCAAAACGGGUUAGUCCAUACAGAUGCAGAACUUUAUGAAACAUUUGAUGUAUGUUAUGACUAUGAUCUGUAUGUGGCGUGGCGCGCUGCAGUGCAAGAGGCCAUUCCGAUCAAAUCCUAUCUCGAACUUGUUCGUCUUCAAACAUUCAUUUAUCCAAAAGACUUUAUCAAAAUGAGAUUUGUUGAAAACCAUGAUCAAGAUCGAAUUGCGCACAUCUGUCGAGACAAUCCAUGGAAAGCACUGGCAUGGACAGGUCACUUGAGAUUUAUCAAAUAUUGA